AUGUCCGAGAUUGAAACAAAUACCUCAACCGCUGAAGAUUCAGAUGCUACUACGGUUUCCAUGGGUGAUGAAAGAUCAAAUAACUCUUCAUUCUUUGAGGCUAGACAUGUUGAUAUAGCUGAUGAUAGCUUUAUGCUUAGUGAGAUAGAGAAUAGUAUUGAACAUUCUAUUGAAGAACAACAGCAACAUCAAGAAGGAAAAGAAGAAGAAAUUUCAAUCAUUAAACAAGAUAAAAAGGUCAAUGUCACAGAUAUAUUUAAUAGAUUAAAACCAUCAAAGAUAAGGAAAUUAGAAGAAGAACAAGUACAAGACCCAGAAGUAUUGGACUAUCCAUUACCUGUUGCUACUCCUAUUGAUUCAGAACCUGUACCCAAAGUUCAAUAUGGUGUUACAGCAAGAGAUUUAUUAACUGGUAAUCCAUCUAAAAAAUCUAAAAAGAAAGAUAUCAAGAAAGACAAACAUAUAGAGGAAGUUCCAAUAACACUUGUGGACGAUGAAACUUUUGAAGAAUUGGAACCUAAACCAAAAUCUGGAAUUACCGCUAAGGAUUUACUUACAGGGAAACCUUCAAUACCAUCACCAGUACCAAGAUCAAGCACACCUAUACCUGAAGAUGCUGAAAUGAUUGAAUUAGUAACAUCAGAUGAAGAGGAAGACAUAACAACAAAGGAUAGUAAAGGUACCAAAAAGAAAAGAAAAUAUCAAAAACGUGAUAAAGAACCUAAACAAUCACUGAUGAUUACACUGAAAUAUAAACCUCAUAAACAAAGAAUUGCAGAUUUAGAAAGUAAGAUACGGAAGUCAAUGACUUCAUCAGUAUCUGCAAAGGAUCUUUUCAAAAGAUUCGAUAAGAAAAAAGAGGAACCAAAAGAUCCAAAAGAACAACCAAGUGAACUAAAACAAGAACAUUUAAUAACGCUGAAAUUAUCACCUACAAAACUGAAAACUAUUAAAUCUCCAGUCAAUGAUGACGUUUCAUUAUUUACUAAAGGUACAACACAUGUUAAUGGUGCUAAAUCAUACCUUGACCUAUUAUCAUAUAAACCAAUAGUUGCCAAAAAUCCAAUAUAUAAACUGAAAGAAUUACAACCACCAAUUAUUCCAAAAGAAUCUAUGCAUGUGACUUAUGAUUCAAUACCAAUACAACACAGAACUAUUACAUUACCUAAAAAACAUGAAUUAAUAACUGAAGACUUAGAUUAUUCAUUAAUUGAUAGAAGAUCAAUAAAGACGGAAGAUUUACCAAUUUAUAAUUUUAAUAUUAUUUAUUCAAAUGAUGAAGAUUUGGAACAACUUAUUAGAUCUAAAAUACCAAAUAUUGAUAAUGAUUCAAGAUUUAAGAAAUUUUUGAAAAUUACAGAGAAUCCAAAUAAUUCAUUAUGGACAACUUUUUUCAAACCAGAAUCACCAUCAGAAAUUCUUUUUGAACCAAAAAUUGUUGAAAAUUUACAAAGAUGGUUAAAGAAUUCAUUUCAAAUUUUGAAAAAAAAAACUAAAAGACCAAAUUUAAAAAAAUUAAGAAAAAAUAAUGAUGAUGAAAUGGAUGAUUUCAUAGUUGAUGAAGAUGAUGAAGAAACUGAUGAUGAAGCAUUCGUACCAAUUAUGAUUCUAAAAGGCCCAGAAGGUGUUGGGAAAAGUAGUGCAAUUUAUUCAUUAGUGGAAAAUUUAUCUGGUUAUGUUUAUGAAAUUAAUGCAUCACAAUCAAGAGGUAGAAAAGAUAUUAUGACAACUUUAACAGAAUUAAGUACAACACAAUUAGUUCAAAAUUCAAACCAAAAUUCAAAUGAUUUUCAAAAAGGUGCUAUAUUAUUUGAAGAUGUUGAUAUAUUAUUUGAAUCUGAUAGAGGUUUUUGGAAUGUCAUGGAACAUGUUUUAACCAUAUCAAGAAGACCAAUUAUAUUAACAUGUAAAGAUUCAAGUAUGAUCCCAGAAAAUAUCUUGGAAUGUUCAAUAAAUGAAAAUUCAUUUUUUGAAAUACCUAAACAAUCAUUAGAUGAUUUAGCAAAUUAUCUUUGGUUAAUGGGGUUAACUAAAAAAAUAAAUCUUGAUGAUCAAUUAAUUCUUGAUUUAAUUUAUGAAAAUUCUAUGGAUUUAAGAAAAUGCAUUUCUGCAUUACAAGUUUUAUGUGAAAUUUCUUGUCAUUAUGAUGAUGAUCCAAAUCAAUUAAUAAAUUUACAAAGUAAACCAAAAAUUAAUCCUCCAAAAAUCCAAGAUGAAACUUCAUUAGACAAGAUUGCACAAUUAGAUGAUUGUUAUUCCAUAUCUGAUAUGAUUCAAACAGUUACCAAAUCAUUUAUAAAUCAUGAAAUUAUUGAAAAUGAAGUAUUAUCAAAUGAAAUUUAUUUAAAUGAAGAAGAAUUGAAAACAUCACCAUUACCAUUUGAAUAUAAUUUAGGUAAAGAUUUUGAAUCACAAUUACCCGAAUAUCCAUAUGAUAAUUUACAAAAUGGAUCAAAAUAUAUCAAGAAAUUAGAUGAAUUAUUUUGGAAAUCAAAAUUAAAAAUUGUUAAAAGAAUUACAAGACAAUCUGCAUAUUCAAUGUUUGAUUUUAAUGAAACUAGUUCAGAUGUUCAAAAUGUUUUCAAUUUACCAACAUCAAUUUAUACAACUGAAAUUUCUCCAGUUUUCAGAAGUUUAAGUAGAAAUGAAACCAAGAUUGAUAAUUAUAAUAAUGAAUUAAUUGCACAACACCCGGAUAAAAAAAUUGAUGAACUGUUAAGAGAACGAAUUUUGAUUCCUAAGAAUUUCCAAGUUAGAAGUGAUACACUGCUUUAUGGACCAUUAAGAUAUUGGAAUGUUUAA
Messenger RNA from Hansenula ciferrii, 2802 nucleotides. It is a transcript of the gene ELG1, whose product is annotated as Elg1p. The record is from RefSeq and is a predicted model, not a curated record. The coding region runs from base 1 to 2802 and encodes 933 amino acids. The transcript has a single exon. Gene Ontology annotation, molecular function: ATP binding; DNA binding; ATP hydrolysis activity. NCBI's taxonomy places the organism in Eukaryota, Fungi, Ascomycota, Saccharomycetes, Phaffomycetales, Wickerhamomycetaceae. Gene Ontology annotation, cellular component: nucleus.